AUGGACGCGAUAUCAACCUUCAGCUUCGGCAACCUGGGCUGGCUCGCAACUCAGGCCAUCCCGCUCAUCAUAUGGCCGCGCUUCAUCACCAAUCUCCUCCGCCCCGAUGACUACCAGCAUGCCGCAGGCUCUCUCGAGGACUACUUUGCCCGCUCCCUAGGCUUCGCCCUCCUGACCCUCGGCCUCCUCGUCGUAACCCUCUCAGGGGCAGUACCCCUCGCAUCCGAAGACCUCACUCCCGCGGGAACCGUCUCACCCUACGCAAACGCAGCCCUGGUUCUCUCCUCCAUCCACCACGCCUCCGCCGGGUUCUAUUGCUACAGCAGGUGGCUGAGGACGGGCCAGACGGCCUUUGCGCUCGGCUGCCUCGGCAGCACCGUGUUCGCCGUCUCCGGCCUCUGGUGCCUCAUGUUCGCCGGCGACAAGUCACGUCGCAGCAAGAAACACGGCUACGACAAGGACACCAGCUCGUUCCCCUUCAAGAAUACCGAGUCGUACCGAUCCAAGAAGAAGGGCCUAUAG
Molecule: messenger RNA, 522 nt
Organism: Colletotrichum orchidophilum
Lineage: Eukaryota; Fungi; Ascomycota; Sordariomycetes; Glomerellales; Glomerellaceae
Exons: 4
Coding region: 1-522 (173 amino acids)
Source: RefSeq, a predicted model, not a curated record